This is a messenger RNA of Jaculus jaculus (lesser Egyptian jerboa), 3290 nucleotides long. It is a transcript of the gene Odf2l, whose product is annotated as outer dense fiber of sperm tails 2 like. The coding region runs from base 299 to 2572 and encodes 757 amino acids. The record is from RefSeq and is a predicted model, not a curated record. Gene Ontology annotation, biological process: negative regulation of cilium assembly. The transcript has 17 exons. Lineage: Eukaryota; Metazoa; Chordata; Mammalia; Rodentia; Dipodidae. Gene Ontology annotation, cellular component: ciliary basal body; centrosome.
GCGUCGACCGUUGCCAGAGAAGCCAUUCUCCGGUUACCAGCCCCGCUCGGCGCCUUCGCAUCUCGGCCGGCGCUUUCGUCCACCGCGGGCCGCUCGGGAGACUCGCUUGACCUCCCGACAUCGGGCCUCCCUCGCCUCCCGCCCACUGGCCUGCCCGGCUCUUCCCGCUCCCUCCUAGCCGGUCCCGGGCGGGGCAGCUGCACGGCGAGAGGCAGACUCCGCCGACGUCUCGGCCAUUCUUUUAGCUUCUGUGGAGAAAUUGUUGCUGAAGUGACCUACACUGCAAUUUACUACAUUAAUGGAGAAACCUAGAAGAGAUGGAAGUCAUUCAGAGGAACUCUUUUCACAUCUUGAAAGUUCCCCAAAGAGGGAACAUUUGCCACAGUGUGCCAGUGAACAUCACCUCAGCAGCCUUAAACAGGUCAUGCUGAAUGAAGACCUUGGACUGAAGGCAACCCUGAAGGAGGCCGAGUUGGCAUCCUGUUCUGUGGAGUUACUUCUGCCAUUAUUUAAGAACACUGUUGAAGACAUCAGUUUAGAAAAUGUUAAUCUUUUUGCAUCUAAUUUGAAGAAGAUUUCUGAACAGAAGGAAAUAUUAACAAAAGAAUUAGAUACUUUUAAUCGUGUUAAAGUAGCCUUAGAGCAUCUCCUUAGGGAAACAGACUACAAACAGGCAGGAGACAAUUUACCCAGCAUGUUGUUAAAGAAUCUAACUGACAAUGAAAGUGAAAACACUAAUCUUAAGCAGAAGUUACUUGAAAAGGAGACCUAUAUCCAAGAACUUUCAAGUUUAUUUCACAAUGAAAAGGAAAAUGCUUUGAAAGCAAACCGUUUUUCUCAAUCAGUAAAAGUAGUACAUGAUCGACUACAGCUCCAAAUUCAAAAAAGGGAAGCUGAGAAUAAUCAGCUUAAAGAAUAUAUAAAGAGCUUAGAAAUCAAAAUAGCCAAAUGGAACUUGCAGUUGAAAGCAAAUAAGCAGGAGGCCGGGACCAUGAGGGAAGCGAGUCGCCAAAAAACUGCCGCUCUGAAGAAAGCAUCCAGAGCUUACAAGCAAAGGCUCCGGCAUUGCACUGGGGACAUUGAGCACCUCACUGCCCAAAUUCGGCAUCAGGAAGCCAAGUUGUCUGAAACAGUUUCAGCUUCCAAUACCUGGAAAAAUCAUUAUGAGAAAAUUGUAAUAGAAAAAACCGAGUUGGAAGUUCAGAUUGAAACAAUGAAAAAGCAAAUCACAAAUCUUUUGGAAGACCUGAAGACAAUGGAAACCCAUGGAAAAAAUUCAUGUGAAGAAAUUCUUAGAAAACUUCACUCACUUGAAUCUGAAAAUGAAGCUCUGAAUCUUGAGAAUAUAAAAUUAAAGAAUACACUUGAGGCUUUGACGGAUGAAGUUGUUUGUGUUGAAAAUGAGCUCUUAGAAUUACAAGAAGUAGAAAAACGACAGAAAAGCCUUAUUGAAGUCUAUAAAACCCAGGUGCAAAAGUUACAAGAAGCAGCAAAAACAGUAAAAAGCAGAUGUGAAGACUUGCUUCAUGAAAAUAAUUUAAUUAAAAAUAAAAAGGCAGAGAAAAUGAGAGGCCAGAUGGAGUUUCAGUUGAAGGAGGUAGAGGAAGUGCGCCAUUCCCUGAUGUCAGCUGGACAGAGGCCUCCGGAAUGUCAGGAGAAAGAGGAAAUGUGCCAUUCCUUGACAUCAACUGGACAGAGGCCUUGGGAAUGUCAGGAGAAAGAGGAAAUGUGCCAUGCCUCGACAUCAACUGGACAGAGGCCUUGGGAAUGUCAGGAGAAAGAUGAAAUGUGCCAUUCCUCGACAUCAACUGGACAGAGGCCUCCGGAAUGUCAGGAGAAAGAGGAAGUGUGCCAUUCCUCGACAUCAACUGGACAGAGGCCUCGGGAAUGUCAAGAGAUAGAGGAAGUGUGCCAUUCCUCGACAUCAACUGGACAGAGGCCUCCGGAAUGUCAGGAGAAAGAGGAAGUGUGCCAUUCCUUGGCAUCAACUGCAGGGAGGCCUCAGGAGAUAGAUUGCGUCCCCCAUUCCUUGACGUCAGCUGGACGGAGGCCUUGGGAGUGUCAGAAGGUUGAGGGAAAUCAUAUGCUUCUGACCAAGCUAUCUCUUGAGGAGGAAAAUUAUCUAAUUCAGUUAAAGUGUGAAAACCUAAAACAAAAAUUAGACCAGAUGGACGCUGAGAACAAGGAACUUGAAAGGAAGCUGGCGGAGCAGGAGGAGUGCCUGAGGCAGAGCAACCUGAAGCUUAAGGAGAAGUCUUCGGAGUACACAGCGCUGGCCAGACAACUGGAAGCUGCCUUAGAAGAGGGAAGACACAAGGUUUCUGAAGAAAUAGAGAAAAUAUCAUCUAGAGAGAGGGCUUUGCAAAUUAAAAUAUUAGAUCUGGAAACUGAGCUUAGAAAGAAAAAUGAAGAACAAAACCAACUUGUUUGCAAAAUGAACAGUAAAGCACAGCAUCAAGAAAUGUGUUUGAAAGAAAUACAACAUAAUCUUGAGAAGUCGGAGAACCAAAAUGAGAGUAUUAAGAACUAUUUACAAUUCCUUCAAACUUCUUAUGUAACAAUGUUUGGAUAAAUGAUUGAAUUGAUUUUAUUUAUUGAUGAUUGUUGCUGUACCUCAUGAUUUAUAAGUAAUAGUGUUAAAAUUUCCAUGUGAAGCGUUUGAAACAUAAUUUAUUGUUUAUAACUUUAAGAUAUGAUGAAUGUUGGAAUUCCUUUUUUGCUGGAUAAUAAUUUAAUUCUAGCUUAAUUUCUUUGUAAAGUAGUUUUUAGGAUAUUUUUCUUUGAUACACACAGAAGUCAGAAUCAUUCUUUGUAAACCAUCUAAGUAAAUUUGUAAUAAUUUUAGGGCAGUUAUAGGCCAAGUACGUGAUUUUUAAUAAUGUAUUUAGUUUUUGUAUAGUAUGGAUCUGUAUAAAUAAAAAGUAUCAAAAUUUAAUUUUAAUCAUAUAAUAAUAUACUUUCUAAAGAUACCAAAUGUCUCUAUAUGCUUGACAUUGCUUCAGGGGUAUGCUGAGUUGCUGUUAUCAUCUCUAUGAGAUUUUUAAACUUAAAAAACUAAGUCACAGCAGCUAGUAAGUGAUAGCUGAUGGUAACAGAUGGAAACAUGUUGCCGUGCAUUGUUUCUUUGUGAAUUCAUAUCCACUUUGUUCAUUGGUGUUAGGUAUUAUUUGGUAUUAUUACUACAGGCAUCCUGAAGCUUCAGUUACCUGAAGGAUUAAAAGAAAACUCUUGUCCUACCCUUCCUUUGGCCAACUCGCACAGGAUGAAUAAAAUGAGGACUCACAACAAAA